AUGGCCAGUAUCACGACAUACACGAUGAAUACCAAAGAAGAAGCCCAGCGCUUAGACUCCGAAUUCUCAUCACAUAGAGAUAAAUUUGUGAUUCCUACUUUUCAAUCUUUGGGAAUCUCUAACACGGAGUUCCGGCCAUCCGAUAGCUCGAUUUACUUAUGCGGCAACUCACUAGGAUUGAUGCCCCGGAGCACAAAAAAAGCUAUUACAGAUGAAUUAGACGCUUGGGGUGAACGUGCGGUCGAAUCUCACUUCAAUCAUCCGGGGAAAAAUGCGUCAAAGACGCUGUGGGUCGACAUUGAUUUGCCAUUAGUACCACUCUUGGCUCCUAUAGUGGGAGCAUUGAAUAAUGAAGUGGCAGUCAUGGGUUCACUCACCGCAAAUUUGAAUGCUUUGCUCAUGUCAUUCUACAAGCCUAAGGGGACAAAAACCAAGAUUUUAUUCGAGAAACGAGCGUUUCCCUCAGACUAUUACGCCUUUCUCAACAUGGUGAUGUUACAUGGCUUUGAUGAGUCACAUUUGGUUCAAAUAGAGGUUCCUGAAGGUGAAACUUUCUUAGAAACGGACUUGAUUUUGCAACAUAUCGAAACCUACAAAGAGGAACUUGCACUCGUGUGCUUGCCAGGUAUUCAGUACUAUACGGGUCAAUUCUUUGAUAUUGAGACAAUUACUAAGGCAGCCCAUUCGCAUAACAUAGUUGUUGGAUGGGAUUUAGCACAUGCAGUUGGAAAUGUGCCUCUUUCUUUACACGAUUGGGGUGUGGAUUUUGCAGCGUGGUGCUCGUAUAAGUAUUUGAACUCUGGUCCGGGUGCUAUUGCCGGCAUUUUCGUACACGAGAAACACACAAAGGAGAACUCCACAUCCAACUUUACUCCACGACUUGCAGGCUGGUGGGGAAACAACGCGAGCGAUAGAUUCAAAAUGUUGGAGAUAUUCGAUCCGAUGCAAACUGCCUUGUCCUACAGACAGUCUAAUCCUAGUGUCAUUGACUGCGUGGCGUUAAAAGCAUCACUUGAAAUUUUUCAAGAGGUUGGAGGAGUAAAUGAGUUGAGAACAAAGAGCAUUCAAUUAACGAAGUUCAUGGAGAGGCUUUUGACUUCCUCUCGCUUCUACUUACAGCCAGGUGCAGACAAAGCACAAUUCGGAUUUAAAAUACUCACGCCAUUGAAAGCAGAAGAAAGAGGCUGUCAGCUUUCCUUGUUAUUUCAACCACAUCACGACGACCCCGCUCACGAUGUGAUGGAGCAAGUUUUCCUGUAUUUGCACAAGAAUGCUAUCAUUUGUGAUGAACGGAGACCAGAUGUGAUUAGACUUGCUCCGGUUCCUUUGUAUAACAGCUUUCACGAUGUCUAUAUCGCUAUAAAGAGGUUGGAAGAGGCGUUGAAUCAUAUUGAGAAGUGA
Molecule: messenger RNA, 1401 nt
Organism: Clavispora lusitaniae ATCC 42720
Lineage: Eukaryota; Fungi; Ascomycota; Pichiomycetes; Serinales; Metschnikowiaceae
Product: kynureninase
Biological process (GO): NAD+ biosynthetic process
Cellular component (GO): cytoplasm
Molecular function (GO): kynureninase activity; pyridoxal phosphate binding
Source: RefSeq, a predicted model, not a curated record